AUGGCCGAUCAAGACUACCCACCGGAGAUGAUAACCUUCGUUCUUUAUCGAUACGCUCCUUCAAUCCCUGCAGUAGCGGUUUCUGGCGCUGUUUUUCUGGCGCUGGCUGUGCUCCAUGGAAUCAUCAUCGUUCGCUUUCGAGCAAUGUUUUUCGGCGCAUUCUUCAUUGGUCUUCUGCUCGAGGCAGCAGGCUAUUUCGCCAGAAUCUUCUCUCAUUUUGACACCACAGCCUUGGGGUCCUACAUCGUUCAGACAAUGCUCAUCCUUGUCGCUCCGCCUCUGUUCGCAGCCUCGAUCUACAUGACUUUGGGGCGACUGAUUGUCCGGCUUGGUGCCGAGAAAGAAUCGCUCAUUCCUGUCAAAUACCUUACCAAAAUUUUCGUUGCCGGAGAUGUGAUUUCAUUCGUUCUGCAGUGUGGUGGCGGCGGAUAUAUGGCAGCUGGCUCUCUGGAAGCCAUGCAGAAUGGCGAAACCAUUGUCAUCACAAGUCUCGCUGUGCAGCUUUUCAUCUUUGGUGUUUUUGUCAUCGUUGCCGCUGUAUUCCACUACCGUUACAUGCUCUAUGCCAUGCAUGCUGCAUGCCUCUUGAUUUUCGUCCGAUCGAUCUUCCGUGUCGCUGAGUUUGUGCAGGGUAACGCAGGCUAUAUCAUGGAGCGGGAGUAUCUGUUGUAUGUCUUAGAUGCGAUCCUCAUGGCUCUGCAGGCGGUCUUUCUGCUGCUGGUGUAUCCUGGGAAAGUGCUGAAUGAGAUCAAAGGUGGAGGUCACGCCCGAUAA
This is a messenger RNA of Aspergillus affinis, 774 nucleotides long. Its product is annotated as RTA1 domain-containing protein. Gene Ontology annotation, cellular component: membrane. The record is from RefSeq and is a predicted model, not a curated record. Bases 1 to 774 code for a protein of 257 amino acids. The transcript is spliced from 4 exons. Lineage: Eukaryota; Fungi; Ascomycota; Eurotiomycetes; Eurotiales; Aspergillaceae.